AUGGCAGACUCGACAGAUUCCAACCACCGCCAGCAACCCAGGACGAACCGACCCAAGCUUCAACUCCUCAUCCUCUGUCUCAUCAGACUAUGCGAGCCCAUCUCAUUCACCGUGAUCUUUCCGAUGGUCGCAUUUAUGGUGGCCGGGUUCAACCCAGCUCUGUCAGAUAAACAAGUCGGCUUCUACUGUGGCGCGAUAGAAUCUAUCUUCUCCUUCGCCCAAUUCUCAACUAUCAUCUUAUGGGGAAAGCUCAGUGACCGCAUCGGUCGGAAACCCGUCAUCCUCAUCGGCCUCGUUGGCGUGGCGAUUUCCACCCUGGCAUUCGGCUUCAGUUCCAGUUUCUGGGCUAUGAUUUUUGCUCGUUCUAUCGGAGGAAUCCUAAAUGGAAACGCCGCGGUGAUCAAAUCUAUGGUUGCUGAGAUCACCACCACUGAGAAUCAGGCCGUGGCUUUCUCCUUUCUACCUACAUCUUAUGCGGCCGGAUGCGCUAUCGGCCCAUUACUUGGAGGCUACCUGUCCCGGCCAGCGCAGAGCUUCCCAGACUCAUGGUUUGGUACCAGUCCUUUCUGGCAGAACUAUCCCUGGCUUUUACCAUGUGCCGUAGCCGCAAUAGCCCCUCUCCUCGGUCUUGUCAUGGCAACCUUGUGGCUCGAAGAGACUCUCGUCAAGAAAAAGCCAAACAAUGACGAGCGGCAGCCAUUACUUCAAUCCGAACCUGAGAUCGAUGCUCAAGAGCCACUUGUUCCCGCGGUACCCACCCCUAGUUCACCUACCAAGAUCCGUGAUCUAUUGAAAGAUCAAAACCUGCUGGCGAUCCUGAUGUCCUAUUCGCUACUGUCUUUCCAAACUAUAUCACUGGAAGCCUUGAUUGUACUAUUCGCUUAUACGCCCAUAAAGUCCGGUGGGAUCGGUUUCUCCAGCGCAGAUAUCGGACUAGCUUUAUCAGCAUCUGGAGUGAUGACGAUUUUCGUCCAGCUUGCACUAUUCCCCUUCUUGCAGAGACGAUGCGGGACUGCCAGGUUAUACAAGAUAUGCAUGUCGGCCUAUCCCUUCAUAUUUGUAUUGUUCCCCAUCAUUCACUUCAUUGCCCGUAUUGAAGUGGAAGAUUGUAAGGAAGGGGAAUCAGGCUUCAUUGGGGUUUGGAUUGGAAUGUGGAUCAUCAUGGUUUUGAAGACCACAGCAAAUAUGGUAUUUUCUUGCAACAUGCUUCUGGUGAGUUCAGUGGCACCGUCAAGAGCUGUCCUGGCAACCAUCAAUGGAUUGGCCCAAUCUUGUGCCAGUUUUGUGAGAGCAAUUGGACCAAUCACAGCUUCUAGUUUAUUUGCCCUGUCGGUCUUACACUCAACGAUUCUCGAUGGCAAUACGGUUUUCCUCUUGUUUGCAGCCAUCGCUCUUGGUGCGUUUGUUGUCUGUUUGAACAUCCGGGAUGGCCUUGAGGAGUGGAGGAAUACAUGA
This is a messenger RNA of Puccinia triticina, 1455 nucleotides long. RefSeq lists its product as uncharacterized. Lineage: Eukaryota; Fungi; Basidiomycota; Pucciniomycetes; Pucciniales; Pucciniaceae. The coding region runs from base 1 to 1455 and encodes 484 amino acids. Gene Ontology annotation, molecular function: transmembrane transporter activity. The transcript is spliced from 12 exons. The record is from RefSeq and is a predicted model, not a curated record. Gene Ontology annotation, biological process: transmembrane transport.